AGCCAUGGUCCUCUCUGCCAUGCAAGAUGGAAUUCAAGGCAAGCCGGUACGCCCGGACAAUUGGUACCUACGCAGUCUGUUGGAGAAUCUACAGAACCCGCUCGAUGAUGAACCAAGUCCAGGAUCAAUCGCUGAUGCUGAAUACCGAGCUUUUGUGAAGCGCAAACCCCAAUAUAUCACGGGUGGCAUUCGCUACUAAAACAGUAUGAAAUCGUUGCCGCUGUAAUGGUAAAACGCUGACUUUUAUAUACAAUCCGAUGCAAAAUAGACGCUCCAUAUCCGUC
This is a messenger RNA of Opisthorchis viverrini, 284 nucleotides long. RefSeq lists its product as hypothetical. The transcript is spliced from 2 exons. The coding region runs from base 5 to 199 and encodes 64 amino acids. Lineage: Eukaryota; Metazoa; Platyhelminthes; Trematoda; Opisthorchiida; Opisthorchiidae. The record is from RefSeq and is a predicted model, not a curated record.